Bacillus rossius redtenbacheri is the source of this 15774-nucleotide messenger RNA. It is a transcript of the gene Nipped-B, whose product is annotated as nipped-B-like protein. Gene Ontology annotation, cellular component: Scc2-Scc4 cohesin loading complex. The transcript is spliced from 35 exons. Bases 650 to 7204 code for a protein of 2184 amino acids. Gene Ontology annotation, biological process: establishment of protein localization to chromatin; replication-born double-strand break repair via sister chromatid exchange; regulation of gene expression. NCBI's taxonomy places the organism in Eukaryota, Metazoa, Arthropoda, Insecta, Phasmatodea, Bacillidae. The record is from RefSeq and is a predicted model, not a curated record. Gene Ontology annotation, molecular function: chromatin binding.
UUGGCCAGCUUGUACUAUGGGCCUCCUGUUUGGCCAUUUUUGUUUAGAAAAUCUGAUAGAUUCUUGAGAAUUGAACUCAAUUUUGGUUAUGUAUUGAAAUGUAUGUUUCAUGUAUUAAAAUUUAAACUGCUUAUCGUUUAUGCACGUGAUUGAAGCUAAAGCUGAAGAUGUAUGGGAAGUCUUGGAUGAGACUCCUUUUUAUGAAUUGCGACAGAUUCCAUUGCCAUUGUUAGUUAAGGUUGUAGAUUUAUUUGUUAUCCAGGGAAGUGCUCACGACGAUGCCAACCACAUUUCCCGCUCGCGGAGAAUCAUUUAAGUCUCUAUUCUCCAUGAUUUGAAGCCGAAUGAAGAGGAAGGCUUUGACCGGCUGGCCACUAUCUGUGCCUCUUGGGCAUUAGUCAAGCGCUAGAGAAUACAAAAAAUGUUGAGGCUGGCACAGGGCUGCGGCUGAAGAAUAUUCCUUUUUAAACGUUUGCAGUUGUCCGACUGCUGUUUCUUUUCGGCAGAGGAAAGUCGAGGGGCAGCGUCUGUGCUCCAACUUCGUGCUAUCAUGUUUUAUUUAAAUAGAAGAAUGCAGAUAUUUGAAUGGAUAUUUGACGACGCCAUGCGAAGAAGGAAAUAUGGCUGGUAGUAAUACCAAGACGUCAAAAUGAAUGGUGAAAUACCUAGCGUUCCAGUCACUACAUUGGCUGGCAUUUCAAGUCUUACCGACUUGUUGCCUGAGAUGCCACUGCCGUCCCCGCUGCCGCAGACUCUCAGCAACAAGUCCCUCUUGUUCCACCCCCGGGUCGCGGAGGAGGCGCAGAUCCUGCUGAGCCUGCGAGACGAAGCGCUGGUGCCCCAGCUGAUACAGAACCUCUCCCAGACGUGCGCCGAGCACAUCGAACUUAAGGAUCACUACGCCGGAGCGGAGCAAUUGGUCGACCAGCAGCAGCAGAAUGUCCCGGAGCUGCUGAAGGCGAUUCUGCAGAGAAACCCAAGUGUCUUCAAGGGACCAAGAGCCAACUCCCCGCGACAGGGCCCCUGGGCGGACCCGGGCGCCGCUCUUCCCCUCGCCCCCAACGGCAGCAAGGCCUCCCCCGCGAGCUACGGCCAGCCCAGCCCGGCGUACGCCAGCCCUUGCAGCUCGAGGCACACCCCUCACGGCAGCCCGGCCCCUCCCCCGGCCCCGGCGAGGGCGGCGGCCCCGCCUCCCCCCGCGCCGGUGGCAGCCUUGCAGCCCGAGCAGCGGGUGUCGGUCAUCGCGGAGCCUCGCCCGGCGGAGCCCCUCCCCCUCCCCCGCGAUGCCGGGCCGGACGCCCCUGCCGCCUUCGACGCCAACGCCCACAGCAACGGGCCGCUGACGACGUGCCUCGUGGACUCUCGGACUGGAGCCGGCCAGGCGGAUGGUAUCGGCGAGCAGGUGGGCGGGAGUGGUGUCUUCGCCGGCGGAAGUGGCGGCGGUGGUGACUCUGGGAAGAGCUCCGUGGCCAGUGUUCAAGAGAAACAGAUAGCUAGCUUUCCCAACAAUUCGUCCGCCUCGAGCCGGGAGAGUUCGGUGACUUUCGGGCAGAACGUAGUCGAUGCGAGUGUUUCAAGAAUCCGUAAGGGUCUUAAUGGUGUGGACGGUGUCCUGGUGGGCUGUGCAGAGUCCCCAGCGCCUGCCCCCAGGCCACUGCCGUUGCCCCAGCCGCAAGGCGGGGAAGCAACGCCACCUUCCACAAAUAGUACAAAGGCAGAGCCUGCUUCCCCGAUAAUGAAGAAACCGGUUGUGAAACUUAGUAGAUUAUCAGUGGAGGACCAGGUGCUGAUGCAGAAGAGCCUGAAGGAGUUUGCGGAGAAGUCGCCGCAGCUGGCCAGCAAGCUGGGCCUGACGAGCAACCACCGGGUGGCCCCCGGCUCGGACGCCGACCUGAAAGCGCUGGGCUCCGGCUCCGACGAGGACGAGCCGAGGAACAAGUCCAAGUACUUCAAGGCCAGGGAAAAGGAGCGCGAGCUCCAGCGCCAGAAAGAUAAAGAACAGAAAAAGAUUUUUCACGGAGACGACACGAAUGUCGGCGUGCACGGCGAGAGGAUAAAGAGAAGAAAGCGUAGCUUCCCCAAUCACAGGAUGGGUGCGAGCCACUGCGACGGUGCUGCACUAGCGGAGAAUUGUGAAGAUGUUCCAACGCCCAGAACAAAACUGCGCAAAGUAGAGCGUAAAUUAAUUCCUGUGAUAGAGAAACUCAGCCCUGAAGAGCUUAUGGAGACCAAUACAUAUCUCAGGUUUAAUCGCUCCAUUGAAACACUCUUUGACAACACUGAAGAUCUGGACCUGAGCAUAGAACUGGACGAAGAUGCGGAUGUGCCUCCGGAGGCUCUGAUACCCAAGUACCAGCUGCAGGAGCUGUGCAGCGAGGCCGCCAAGCUGAAGACGCUCUGCGUGAUGGAGUCCAUCCCCUCCGAUCGCCUCGUGAGGCUCUUGAACAUCCUCGAGAAGAACAUCCGCGACGGGACGAGGGUGUCGCCCAUAGCCGACCCGGACGACGACGAGGACGAGAGCAAGCUGUGGCUGGAGCUGACGAUGGAGAGGGUGAUGCGGGCGGCCGACGCCUCCCUCACCGCCCUUUACAUCAUGACCUCGCCCAACAUGCCCAAGAAGAUAUACCUCGAGGACAUCAUCGACAGGAUAGUGGUGUUCACCAAGUACCAGCUGCAGAACACCAUAUACCCUUCAUUCGACCCCGUCUACAGGGUCAACUCUAAAGUCAAAGAGUCGUACAUCGGCAGUGCGAAGAAGAAGAGGGCCCAUGCAAAAGAAGUGCGGGAGAAAAGUAUUUUGACCCUGUACAACAAGCUGCACGAGCAGGUCGGACUGUUCUCGGAACUUCUGAACAUCCAGAUCCUCACGGACAACGCGGUACUCCAUGCGUCCUCGAUGGGCGUCGCCCCGUUCUUCGUAGAGAACGUGAAUGAGCUCCAGCUUUCGUCACUCAAGCUGGUCACAACGAUAUUCACCAAGUACGAGAAGCACCGCCGGCUGCUGCUGGACGACAUCUUGGCGUCGAUCGCGCGCCUGCCCAGCAGCAAGCGCAGCCUGCGCACCUACAGGCUCAGCUCGGAGGAGCACAUCCAGAUGCUGACGGCGCUGGUGCUGCAGCUGAUACAGUGCGUGGUGUACCUGCCCGACCACCUGCAGCUGGAAGUCAAGGACCGCAUCAAGGAGGAUCCCGACGAGGGCCCCAAGGAGAAGUCUGUCAGCGUCGACAGGGAUGUGUUCAUUGUGAGCAAGUACGAGACGGCAACGAGAACAGCCGGGAACUUCCUCACUGUGUUCCUCAGCAAGUGCGGGAGUAAGUCGGAGGACAUAGACUACAGGCCGCUGUUCGAGAACUUUGUGCAGGACCUCCUGACGACCGUGAACAAGCCGGAGUGGCCGGCCACGGAACUGAUCUUGAGCUUGUUGGGGAAGUUGUUGGUGAACAACUUCGUGAACAAGGGCACCGACAUGUCGCUGAGGGUGGCGUCCCUGGACUACCUGGGGGUGGUGGCGGCACGCCUCCGCAAGGACGCCGUUGUGUCGCAGAGCCGGCUCAGCACCAUCGACCAGAUCAUCCAGGAGAUCAAGGCCGAGGAGGAUCGGGAGUGGGAGGAGCUCGGUGCCGAUAAGAAGUCAGCGCGCGUGGAAAAGUCGGAUCCGGACCUGGACCCGGAGGAAGAGCGGACGCAGUUCCUGCAGAGGGUGCUGCUGGACUACCUGGCGGUGAGCGGGCAGAACGACGCGGCACUCACGUACGCGCGGCACUUCUACCUCGCCCAGUGGUACAAGGACACCACCACCGACCGCAACAAGGUCUCCUCCGGCGGGAAGAACUCCGUGGUCAAGAAGAAGAAAAAGGCCAGAAAAAAGCGCAAAGACGAGACCAGCGAGGAGGAGUCGAGCUUGGGGACGGACUUCGACGAGGAGGACGCAAAGAACCACUGCCAGGCGGUGGAGACGACGGUCGGCUCCUACAAGCUGCUGGAGAUGCGCAAGCAGUUCCUCAUCUCGAAGAUCCAGCCGUUCACGAACGGCCGCCGCAGCCAGCUCACGGACAAGGUGCUGCAGACGUACAUAGACUAUGACAGCGCGGAGCUCAUCUGCCGCUUCCUCGCCUCCAAGAGGCCCUUCUCCCGCAGCUUCGACGUCUACCUCAAGCAGAUACUGCUGGUGCUGGCGGAGAACUCCAUCGCGGUGCGCACGAAGGCGAUGAAGUGCCUGACGAUGAUCGUGGAGGCGGACCCCGGCGUGCUGGGCCGGGUGGACAUGCAGCGCGGCGUGCGCCACUCGUUCCUGGACCACUCGACCUCGGUGCGGGAGGCGGCCGUCGACCUGGUGGGCAAGUUCGUGCUGAGCCGGCCGGAGCUCAUCGACAAGUACUACGACAUGCUGUCCGCCAGGAUUCUGGAUACGGGAGUUAGCGUCAGAAAACGAGUCAUCAAGAUACUGAAGGACAUUUGCAUGGAAUGUCCUGAUUUCCCGAAAAUUCCGGAAAUAUGUGUCAAGAUGAUUCGCAGAGUAAAUGAUGAGGAAGGUAUCAGGAAGCUUGUGAUGGAAGUAUUUCAGAACAUGUGGUUCACGCCGGUCCGGGAAAGGCCGACGCUAGAUUCAACGGCGCUGCUGCGCAAAGUUAUGAACAUCACCGAUGUUGUCGCAGCAUCUCGUGAUAUGGGGCUGGAGUGGUUUGAGCAGUUGUUGAUAAGUUUGUUUAAGCCAAAGGAAGACAAAGAGGACUCCACCAACUUGAACGUCGAACCGCCGAAAGCAUUGCUCACCGCCUGCAAGCAGAUAGUCGAUUGCCUUAUCGAAAACGUUCUCCGCCUGGAGGAAACAAGCUUCGUCGACGACCAGGGUAGCAAGGGCUCGUCCCAGCGGCUGGUCGCGUGUUUGACGACGCUGUACCUGUUUGCGAAGAUCAGGCCGCAGCUGUUGCUGGACCACGCCAUCACGCUCCAGCCGUACCUCAGCCUGAAGUGCCAGACGCAAGGUGACUACCAGAUCAUCAGCAGCGUGGCACGGACGCUGGAGCUGGUGGUGCCCCUGAUGGAGCACCCCAGCGAGACGUUCCUCGCCCAGCUGGAGGAGGACUCGGUGAAGCUGAUCCUGCUGCACGACCGCACUGUGGUGGCCAGCUGCCUGUCCUGCCUGGGCUCCGUCGUCAACAGCGUCACCAGCAACUUCAAGCUCAUCCGCGACUGCUUCCAGAAGUACUACGGCCACUUGACGGAUUACAAAAAGAUCUACAUGAAUGAGCCUGCACACCCAUGGCUGGUGAAGUGCCGUCCAUUUUUCAGAAGAGCAUUGUUUACUGUGGGACUCCUCCUCAGGCAUUUUGAUUUCAUGGACAAAGAUGUGAUCAAAGGCUUGCCCAAAGACAUCAAAGACCAGGUGUUCGACACACUGCUGUUUUUCGUGAACCAACAAAACGAAGACAUCCAGACGUACACGCUGAAAGCGAUAGGCUCUCUGUGUAUUCGGCACUACGAGUUCAUGUUGGGGAACGAGCUGAAGAAACUGUACCACAGCCUCUUGACGGAGGAUGACGCCCCUCUUCAGAUGCGAACUCAGGUUUUGAACAAUAUAGAAAUGUACUUGCAGGAAGAGGAGAGGCGAAUGAUAAAACAAGAUCAGGAAUGGGCCAAGUUGUCGAAACAAGAAAACCUGAAAGAAAUGGGCGAUGUUUCUUCGGGCAUGGCUAGCACCGUCAUUCAACUGUACCUGAAGGAGAUUCUUGAAUCGUUUCUCCACCCUAAUGUCGGAGUUAGGCACGCAGCACUUAAAGUGAUCCAGCUGAUAUUGCAGCAAGGCUUGGUGCACCCCGUCCAGAUCGUGCCGUACCUGAUCUGCAUGAGCACGGACAUGGAGAAGGCCAUCAGCCACAGCGCCGACCGCCAGCUCCAGGACAUCGAGAAGAAGUACCCGGGCUUCAUCCACAUGAAGAGCUCGUCGGGCAUCCGGCUGUCGUACAAGCUGCAGCGCAUCCUGCAGCAGGCGGAGGGGCCGGGGGCGGCGCGGGGGUUCCGCGUCAAGGAGGGGGAGACCCCGGGAGCGCUCAACGGCUUCCUCUACUCCAUCCUGCGCAGCACCAAGCAGCAGCGGCGGGCGCUGGUGCUGUCCAUCCUCAAGCAGUUCGACGACCAGGGGAAGAUCAGCUUGUCACACAUGCUGUACCUGGCGGACAACUUGGCUUACUUCCCCUACCAAGUGCAGGACGAGCCGUUGUUCAUAAUCCACCACAUCGACAUCAUGAUAUCCGUGACGGGAACCAACCUCCUCCAGUCCUUUCGUGAGGGGCUGAUCCCCAACGGGCCACAGAACCCGCCGGCGGAGACGGCGGCGGCGGCGGAGACGCCCGGGGCGGUGGCGGUACGGCCGGGGGAGCCCCCGCCCCAGCAGCGCUACCUGGAGGAGGAGGAGGAGGACGAGGACACGGAGGCCCUGUUGGCUCGCCUGCCGGAGGACACGAGCGUGCUCCAGGACUGCAUCACCGCGUCGCAGGGCUGCCUCUUGCUGCUCGUGCUGAAGGACCACCUCAAGGAGCUGUACAGCUUCAGUGAUGCGAAAAUCACACAGUACUCUCCAUCGGAGUCGGCCAAGGUGUACGAGAAAGCUGUGACCAGGAGGAAUACCUCCCUCUUUGAUCCGAAGGCUACCAUCCAGAAACUGAAGCAAGGAUCGCCUACAAGUGUUCUGGAUGACACCUACCGGAAGGCGCUUGUGGAACAGUACUUAGAUUUCAAGCAGCUGAUGCUGAAGUUCGACCCGGACGACGCGGACGACGACGAGCCGGCGCCCAAGGCGGCGGCGGCGGCAGCGGCCAGGAGGGGCGGGGAGGAGGCGGGGGCGCCGGAGGAGGGGGACAAGACCGCUCACCCGCCCACCGUGCCCCCCCUGACCCUGCAGGUGCACCUGGCGCCACCGCACCACCCGCCUCACCACCACCAUCACCACCACCACCACCAGCCGUCGCUGCGACACGUCACCUCGCACCCGGGGGCCAAGGAUCCUCCUCAGAAAAUUCCCAAGCUAACAAUAGUUCCCCCACGACCACCCGACGGAAAAGACACUAAACACCAUCGUUCGCACAAAUCGCACAAACUCGAGAAACACAAAAAGCACAGACAUAAAAAGAAGCGGAAGCGACACUACGGCAGUGACGAGGACGAUACUGAAAACGAGUUCAGCGACCCUGACUUUCUCUUGUGAAUUCUUAUUUUUUUAUCGUCGAGAAGUAUGUUAGCGUGCGUCGACCCGCUGCUCUCGCCUCUGCAAGCCCGCUGGGACUCGUGUUAACGUGAGGCCGAUGUAACUUUUGAGAGGGUGAGCAACGGUGGGGUGCGGCAAUGUGGGAGUGGCGUACGGGACGGCUGGUUGCGCGCUGGGACUUGUUUUGAUUGGUUACGAGUCCACACCACGUCAGGCCCGGUGAUGGGGAGCACAGCCGCUACGCCAGUCCCACUGCACGCUGUGACGACCACCACGUGGGGCAGUCUGGAGACUGCCUUCAGCCCACGCGUGCAAUGCGAAGAGCGAGACAUAUUCGACCCGAGUGUUUGUGAGCGUACAAAUUUUUUCGUUAUGUGUCAGGCUAAUAACGACACAGUUUGCUGUCAGAAAAUUCUGACGAACGUGCACAAUUAAAUUAGGCGAACAAAGUGUUUUUUUUUUCUUUUUGUGAAUAAUGUAAGCUAAUACUCUAACACAUGGAUUAACCCACUGACAGUUUGUGGAUAAUUUAUUAUGGAAUAUUUAUUAUACAAUAAAGACAUCAGUUUUGUAUAUAAUUUUUAUCAAUGUACAUAUGGAAUUUGUUCAGGAUAAUGCAUUCUUUAGAGGUUUGAGGCCAUGUUGUUUUUUGGUGGAACAACUUUAAUAAACUGCCGGCUGAAUGGUACAUACAUACACUUAUUUUUAAGAAUGUAGCUGGUACACUUAGUUUAGUAAAACAUUUGUCACUUACUUGGCUAAGAAUAACAUCUGAUAUAGUAAAUAAUUUGAAGUUAAUUUUAUUUUGCAAAUUAUUUAUUAUUCAGUACAAAAAAAUGUAUGAAUUUUGUAAAAAAAAAAAAUUUAUCUGUAAAUACAAAUGAAUUGUUCAGCAUGAAGCGGAAAUCGGAAAUUAAAGUAUGAUGUUUUUGAAGUUGUGUCUUGAAGAACGUUAGUAAUCAAACUGUGUAGUUCAAAACAUGUACAGUUUAUUUUUAAAAUAAAAUAAUGUAAUCGGCAUGCACUGCAGAACUUGUCGUCGAUUGUAAUCAAUGCACCCAACAGUUCUUUGUUUAUUGCUGAAAUUAUUUGUGACAAGUUCCCUUCCACUUAUUUUUUGAGGCCAUUUUUCUGUUUUUGCUUUUCAAUAUCUCACCCAUAGUGUUUGUAUUUCGAAGGAAAAGGUCACAGUAGACGUCCUGGAUCUGGCUGCCAUCAAAGUAAGGAUUUGGAAAAUAUAGAAACAAGUUCUAUUAAACGUUUACUCCAGUAUGUGAAAUAACUUACGUUGUGUAUUAUGGUUUUAAUUCUAUGAUCACUUGGAAUCAGCACAGUGUGGUUUCAAAUUUGCACGUAUUUUAGACCUUUUUUAAUUAAAAAAUUAAACUGCUGAAGGUGGUAGGAGAAAUUGUUACAGUAUCUGAAAACUAAAUAAUAUUGCCUUGCAUUUUGUUAGACAAACCUCAUUUCAAUGUGUAACUUCUUUAGUUUUUUUUACCACUAAACAAACAUUAGAGGAGGUUUAUACCUUAAUAACUUUGUCUAGACAUGUCUAGUCAUACUUCAUGGUGCAUAAGUGUUAAACUUGCCCUCAGAUACCAACAAUUUAAACAAAGUUUGUAUAGUACUUAACUCUAAAUUGCUUGAGUUUCUUGUACCAGAUAUUUAGAUAAGAAACUCUAAGUUUGUUUGUUUCGCUAUCAGUAUGUUCUUGCAAAUUGUAGACAGUUUAGUAUAAUAUUUGCUCAUGUUUAAUUUUAGUUAUAAAUAUUUAAAAAUCACACUUGGAUCACAUCUUAACUCAGUUUGCACACUUAUAUGACUAAAUUAAAAUGAAAUUUACAUAUACAUAUACACACACACAGACAGAGAGAGAAGUUUUGCCUAAUUUUGUGAGACUGUAAUUACUUUUACAGUGUGUCUAGAGGUCACAAAAUUCCUGAAAGUCACAAAACAGUAAAGAAACUGAAGGACUAGUGACAAAAGUCACAAAAAGGAUCCUCAAUAAACAGCAGUGUUGCUGGAAGUCACAAAACUUUAAUUUCCAGCAGAAUUUUUGCUUACCUACAUUUGAUGCCUCUCUACUUAAAUCAUGUGAAAAUUAUCUGGAAAAGGUUUAAUUUUUUGUAACCUAAAAAUAGUAAAAAUCUGUAAGUUUGUGCAACUUGUAGACAAUUUUGGAUUAUAUUUGAUCAUGUUUAAUUUUGGAUGUAUAUAUUUAAAAAAUCUUGCUUUGUUAAAAAAAAAUAACUUAAAAGAAAAUUUUAUUAAAAGUCCUGAAGAAGUUCUGAAAUUGGUUCACCAGGCAUUCUGUUUGAAUAAACAAGUUAAAUAUUUUAAUGGUUUUGUAUUGCUGAGAUUUUACCGGCUCAAACCAAUUGUAUGUAUAUUUUCUUAGUUGGCUUUUGAUGUAAAAAUUUAGUAGGACUCGUUCUGUGCCCUUGUUUUGUGUACUACAGAGCAGCAACGUUUAUAGAAUUUCAAUGUCACUUCUGUCGUGAAGCUAACACCUGAAAUAUUGAUGUGGUUAAAGACCCUAAUUGUGGGUUUAAAUUUCUCAGAAUGUGUUAAAGGAAGAGAUUCUCGUGCAUAUUAAGGUAGAUUACCUGUAUCGGCCAGAAACCAGAAAUCCGUGGAGUGCGAAGCAGAGCUGUCGUCCUGCUUGCAGCCUCUCGGCACAUGAGACUGGCCGGUACUGCUGCGACGCAGAGUGGGUUGGACCAAGGCAACGACCCGCGCAGCAAUGCACUGCAGAUAUCUGAGCACACAUUCUCUACGUACCUACGCUGGUCCCGAGAGGCACUCGAUACAUCCUACUGUCUUUUUUUCUCCUGUGUUGUCCAAACCAAAACCAGUUUAGUUGGUUUACUUGUAAGCAGAGUUACUGUGCUUUUGUCUUGCCGCCUGAAAAAGCUGCUUCAUUCAGCGAAGUCUUGCUAUUGCGUGUCCAUGCAGGAUUGUGUGAAAAUAUCUACCUGCAAACACCAGUCUGUUCCAUUUUUUAUUUUUAUUAAUUCACUUUAAAUUCGUAAUUCUACAAUCUCUUUCCUUUCCCCAUGGUAAGCUACACGUAGGGUAUUUUACACAAUCCCUUUGGGAACGUCAGUAGGACAUUGACAGCUUUCUAAUGAAACUUGCCUCAUAACAGCGGAAUCUUGCUUCCAAGUAAGCCACCAGUUCAACAGCAGUGUUGUAGUCGUGGUUAUGGGACGAGAAGCCAUUCGCUGCAACGUUAGUUUUCUUGCUGUAGUGAGCCCAAGGUGAUACAGAGAAGGUGCAUAACUGUUUGGUUUGCAUGUGUGGGGCAGAUGUUGCGCUGAGACACUUUGGUUGGAAUACAAUUAGCAGCCAGUUUCAAGACUAAAACUUUCCCCCAAGUAUGCCAUUCAGUUGAAUAUUGCUAUUUAACAAAUAUUAUUUUUUCUCACAGUGUUCUGUUUUUUUUAGAACAUGUUUGUUUCACCAUAAACAUUGUACCUUUUAUAAUGUAGUAGCAGUAGUUUCAUUUGUCAAGCGUUUCUUUGCAUUUCUGAUCCUUUUUAUUCGACAAACGGGCAGCCAGAUCCCGUGAUGUACAGUUAUACUUUUUCUUGCUGUUUUGGACGUUAGUGACACAUUGAUUAAUCCAUGGACGAACUGGACACAGGGAUAGAGUUUUCUAUUUGUAAUGCUGUCUACAAUUGGAGCUUGGCAAUAUCGCAUCACGUGAUCCGUUGAGUAUGGAAGCAUUUAGUUGUUUCUGAAUUUUGCGGAUAAUUUCUGGAAUGUGAAACAAAAAUGUUAUCAGGUUUCUGCUCUUCAUGCCUCGAUUAUUCAACGGACAUAAUAAGUAUGUUGUAAAAAUUAAUGUGCUUGAAAAUGUAAUUGCAACAUGCCAAGUUAAGUAAAGGAAUUCUAUGUUAUUGUGAUUGCAUACAUGUUUUUAAAUGAUUUUCAUUGAGUGUAUAAUAAUCCUCCCCCUAUCCAUUGGGUCAUUUAUUUGUUGCUUUAAAUUUGUUUAUAAACUUUAUUUUGUAUUUGGUUAUUUGAUAAAUUACUUAAGUAUUGUGAGUUGCAAUGUCAAACUUCAGUAUUUCCCAAUCUUAGGAAAACAGUGGUAAAUGCUAAAGCAUUUAAACAUUUUGUGUGUAUGAAAAUUUUAUAGUACAUACAGUCCUUUGUACAAUUUUUACUAAUAUUUCAGAUUUAAUAUAUUGCAUUUUAUUUAUUAUAGUUUGUUUAUAUUAAACCCUGAUUAUUUUGCAAAGACUUUUUUAUUUAAAUCUGAAUACUCUGUGUUACAAAGUAACUUUAUGUGAUGAAAUUUGUGUGAAAUAAGUUGCUACCACUGUACAUGAAGUAAACCUUUACAUUAAUUUAACUGCCAACAGUGAAAUCACAAACUACAAAGUUGGGCAAUUCUUUUGUCUAUUUAUACAGGAGUACUUGCAGAUUCUGUAUAGAUUCACAAAUGCAAGACAACACAAUUUUGUUUGGAAGGAAUAUGUGGUUUUGUGCUUGUUUGUGAGUAGGAUAUUGCUUUGCUUGUUUUAUUAUUUUCUCUGUACUGCAAAUCAUCAAGAAAACAGACAUAAUACUUUUAAAAAAAAAAAAAUUAUCACUUUAUAUAUCCAAAUGUUUUAUUUAGAAUUUUUUUUUGUGUUGCCUGAAAUGCUUUACUGAUGAUUUUGUUCAACUUGAAAUAAAGCUGUGAGCAAGUGGAAAGCUAUUUAAUUCAGAGCCGUAACUCUCAUAAUUUUUGCCUCGAUCAUGUGCAAGAGCACCUGUAGCUCACAUUAAGAAAAUUAAGCUGAAUUCACAACCUGCGUAAAUUGAAAAAGGAAUAACAUGUAGUGUGUGCAUGCAUAAGAUAGUAAGUAGCUGCACUCUGUUUUCAUAUACAUAUAAUCUUUCUGCAUGCACUUUCUCUCUUCCAGGCAGUUUUAAACAUUUUGGCCUUUAUAUACAAUCAAAACUAGAGAGUAAUCAAAAAAAUUUAACUCUGCCUUUAAUUUUUUUUUUUUUUUGUCAUUUCCUUCAUAUGUUCAAUACUUAUCAAUUUUAAAUGUUCAUUUUUGUAGGCUUGACAUCUUUGAAAUAUUUCCAUGACUUUGUUAAAAAUUAUUAUUUUUAUGAUAACUGAAUUGAUUGCUUUGCUAAAUACUAGAGUUAGGUAGUCUCCUGACCUUAAACUUAAAAUGUAUUAUAUUUAUUUACUGAUAUAUUUUGUCUUUUUUUCUUAUAUUUUUUGAUAGAUGAUUUGUGGUAUAUCAUAUUCUAGUUUGAUAAACUCUGCUUGCGUUUGAAAGUAGGUAUGCACACAACUCAGUAAGAGGCACAGCUACACAGUUACUGAACUGGAUGUAUAAAGUAGGGUAGAUGGUACAGGAAUUAGCUGCAUGAUCUCAGCCCAGUGGACCCGUGUGCGAGUUGGAGAAAGAAAUCAAUUUUGCAGUGUUGGUACUACUGUAGCUGUUUUUUGUUUUGCAAGUUUCAUAUGUAUUAGAAUUGACAAGUGUUAACUACAAUGCUUUGUAAUGCUGAAUCUGCAACUCUAUAAAUGUCAAUAUUGAAAAAUGAUGUUUGUCAUUUAUACUGCAAAAAUUAAUCCAUAUUUUAAAAUAUUUUCAGUUGAUUAUACUUUUUUUUUUAAGUUUGUUGCUAAACCAAGACAAUAAUGUUUGUGUGGGAAUUAUAUGAUUUUACAGUUAGUAUAUGUAUUCUCUGAAGUUAAUUUGGAUUUUGUUUGCAAAUGUAUUAAAAUUAUUUUUGCCAGGUGAAGAAUCACAUGAUUGUUUGGAUUGAUUUUUAGUAAGUAAAAUUUGAAAAUUUUGGUUCUUGAGUGAUUUAUGUUUCCAUGAUUUAAAUGUGUAGUUCUCUUUAAAAAUAGAAAUAAUUUUUUUAUGAAAGUUGAUUUUUUUUAUAUAUAAAGCAAAUUCACAUUUGAAGUCCUAAUGAUACAACUAGUGUUCCAUACUUUUGCAUCUGAAGAUUUUUUUUUCUUAAUUUUGCUGUCACAAAAUAAGAAAUUUUCAUUGUAGAUAUGUUUUCGUUGGCAGGCAGUAUCUUUCAUAAUAUUUUUUCUUUCACUCCACUUAGUACACAUCACAAGAACAAUCAUAGUUUGUAAAAGAAAAAAAAAAUUUGUGCCGUGUUGAUGGGCGACAACGGAGUGGUAGCAACUUGCUGUACAGUGGGUUUAUUUCUAGCCAAGUUUUUUUAAUCGCUGUGGACGCAUGCAACAUUUCAGUUCGUGUCAUGGAACUGUUGAAAGUGUGACGGGACACUCGGCGACCACACCGCAGGCAAAGAACGGUGUGAUUCAUACUUGAUGCAGUGCAACGCUUACAUUGAAUGUAUUUGUUGAAGGAAAAAAAACUUUGCUGUUAUUUCGUGUACUUCUCAUGUUUGUCUUGAUCUAAAAUGGUUUGUGUUAGUAGUGGUAAUAUGUUUAGAUGUUUUAUUUUGUAAAGCCCUUAAGGUCUUACUAUAUGAAAUUUUUUUAAAAUAUGUAAAUAUGUAUCUAAUACAAAGUGUGAGACUCUAUUUAAAACAAAAUUUUAUUACAUAUAUAUCAUUGUGUGUUAAUUUUUUUAUUGUUUUAAGUUUGCAUCUGCACAUACUUCAUGUAAAUGACAUAAAGCAUGCUGCAGACUUCCAUUUACUUCCUAAUACUGUCACAAAAUCACCCUGCAGAAUAUUUUAACUAGGGUGAAUGCCUACUUUCAAAACAUUCUACGAUCGGUUAGCAGUAUACUGAAGCCCUUCAGGUAAUUAUUUAUUAAACUGUUCCAUUUGAAUAGCGAUGAAAUCACCCAUGGUUACGGGCCACCUGAUAGUGGUAAAUAAAACUGAGGAUUCAUCAUUAUAAAUAGAUAAAAGCAGUAUAAAAUUUUGUAAAAAAAAAACUGUCUAGCAGUGUUAAUCGUAACAAAUUUCUGGCAAAAAAAAUUAGAUUUAUUUUUUAUAAUUACUUUACAUUGAAUUUCGUAUACAAAUAUGUAUUUAUACACUAUUAACUUUAGAAUAGCAUAAUCAAUUAAUAAAAUAAAAUGUGGUAUAAAAUGUUUAUAUUCAAGUCACUAAUGCACAUGGAACAAAAUUAUGUUGAUAAUCUAUUUUAUAUGUACAAUGUUCUUUAGUAUGCCUGAAAUGUUUGGCCUGUAUCAUUAGCCUGCUGUUACAGGAUUUAAACUGUUUACACUUGUUCAUUUGGAUCUCAAAACACAUUAAAAAUGCUGGCUCGAUAUUUCUAUUGACAUAUCGAGCCAUCAUAAUUUCAAUGUUGCUGAUUUUUAAACCAGUACAAGAUAAGAAAAUAUGUCACCAUGUGACGAAAAUGUUCACUUACUGUCCACAUUUGAAACCGGUAUCCACAGCACCGCAAAAGUUUGUGACACAAAGUUGCUGUGUUCAUUUUGCAACAGUGUUGCUGAGAGAAAGAUGGUUGGCAGUUGUGAACAGCUUCUCAUCAGCAUUAUUGCUUACAAUGUUCCGAGCAGCAAUUUCCCCAACAGCGCUAAAAACUCUUUAGCACUUUUUUUCCUGAGGUUUUGUACCUUGGUGAGAGACUUCAUUCCCAAGUUCUUCAAUUUGCCUUUCAUCUGACUUUGCUUGACAGCUGAAACUAUUUUUGAAAGGCCAGCAGAUGUUUUGUUUCAAAAAAUCCCCCUGCUUAUCAACAAGAAGUUAUUCUCUAAGUCAUACAACUUUGAAUAGAGUUUAUAACUGAAAGAGUAACGAGAACUUUCAAGUUCCAGGAUUUCUUCUGUGAGUUGCUUGUCUACGAGAAAUUCAGUAGAGCACAGAAUUAUUGCAAGCUGGCAGACACUCAAGUUCUUAAAAUAGUCUUUCGAGGCACCGCUAUUUCCUCCACAAGAGGAAUUCUACCACGUCAUAACUGAUGCUGGGGAUAUUUUGACAUCAAAGUGAUUAAAGUUGAAUGAACUGGAAACGAGAUAAAGUAAAAGUUCUUCAAUUCACAUGUUUCCAAUUUAAAAAGUUAUCACUGUACAAUGAAAUGUGUGGAAUCUAUUUUUAUUAUUUAUUUUUGCUGCUGAAUUUUCUAGUGUUAUAAAGAAAAGUGCAUUUUACUCUGCACCAGAAACUAAUCUCUUACUUGUAGCAAUAAAUUUUAAAAUUUAUCUUUUAUAAUUUUUUACCUGAACUAUGAGGAGACAAAAUUACACAAGUAAGAUAUAAUUAACUUAUUGGGCACCAUGUUUCAUUAUCCCUACUCAGUAUUUCACCCACUGAGUCAUGGCUACCUGCACUAUGACCGAGGAUUUGGCUCCACGUCAUCAGUUGGGGCCAAUUACAUGGUUCGCUGAGCGUGGUAACAACACAGACCACGCAAAAGGUUUCGUCAGCAAGCCCAUGCAGUAGCCAGGACCAAGGGUGAGAAGGGGGGAAAGAUAUAUCCCCACUUCCUCCCAAAAUCCCAAAAAAAAACUCCCACCAACAAAAGGAAAGAAUUGGAAAGCAAACAGUGGGAAAAGUGGUUCAAUUUCCCCCCUCCCCAGAAAUGAAAUACUGCAUACGCUCGAGGCAGGACCACCAGUGCAAUGGAAGCUCGCCUGGCUGCACGCGUG